UAAGGUAUACACCCUUUUUGUCAAUGUAAACAACUAAAUCAGUCCGUCCGCUGGAGAACUGGUUUAAAAUGGGGAGAUAUAAAUGUGCCUACAACUGCGAAAGCUCCAGUGAAUCAGAUGUAAAGUUUUUUAAGUUUCCUAUUUACAAUCCCCGCAAACUGAAGAAAUGGCUCCUCAACAUGAAGUGGAAGGACUGGACUCCCUCCCGCUUCUCUGUGCUGUGCAUCAAUCAUUUUGAGGAGCAGUUCAUCGACAGAACAGGCAAAAGUGUGAAACUCAAAGAAGAUGCAGUUCCCACCAUAUUUUCAUCCCCUGACAAGACACAGACAAGGAAGGCUUCCAUCAAACCCAAAAGUAAGAGAAAAAAGACACAUGCCUCCCCAUCGGAUCCUGGUCAGUCUCAAGCGAACUCCACUGUCACAGCAAAGAGAAAUGUCGAAAACAAAGAGAGUUUACCAGCAGAGGAAGAGCCUGUGGGAGACAAAGACACAAUCAAAUCUGACAAGUGGAGGAUUAUAGUGGAUGAAGGGCUGAUGAAGAUUGAGUCAUUUCCCCAUUUCUUCCAUGGAGAUUACUGCGUCCCACGGGAUAUUCAAUGGGCUCCAGAUGAUAAUGUCAGUGCAGAAUGUAAAGAUCCUGAAAAUGUGAUCGAGGUGAAAGAGCCGUGGCAGUGGCUUGGUCUUGAUGUCAGAGGACCCCUGCCCCAAACACUGAACGGACACAAAUACAUCAUGACUGUGACAGAUUACUACUCCAAGUGGGUGGAAGCUGUGCCAAUAGAGUCGUGCCUCCCUCCGCAUGUCGCAAAGCACAUCGUGGACAUCAUCAAUCACUUUGGAUUCCCACUGAGAAUCCUCUCCAGGCUGCCUCAUGACAUAGUCCACAAAAUCAACAGAGAACUGAAGGAUCAGCUGAACGUCAGCGUCGCUCUUGUCGUCUAUCAUCAGCAGACAGGCAUCGCAGAUCUGAUCACACAGCAGCUGAUUAACAGGAUGGUCAGUGAUCUGAUAGAAGAGCAUGCAGCCGACUGGGACGUCUACCUGCCCGCCAAGGUUUUCAGUCUGUGUUUCAAAGAGCAUCCGCUGACCAAGCAGAGGCCGUUUUCCAUGCUCUGCUGUAGAGGACUGGAGCCUGUCCAAUCCCCGAGAGGACUGGAUUUUGCUUAUUCUAAGAUCCGAGAGAGUGCUUUCGUGGUGAGAUAGACGGGUAGAUUUAAAGUGGAAUACCAAUCGGACGUAUGAGAAACAUGGAUGAGGAAUAUUUUUGGGUCAUUAUAGUAUUCUGACUUAGUCGAGGAUCUUCACGCUGAAGUUACUGUACUUCACUUCAUGGCUCCAUUUUAGGAACUCGGGAAUCCUGUUUUUUAAAACCUGGACAAGGACACUGCUGACAAGGACAGAUCCUGGAUAUGAAGCUCCAUUAAGUCUAAAAAAGAAAGCCAUUUUCAGAUUUGGAUGUGUGUUUUUUUUUGUUCACGGCUUGGCUCGGGCCUUUCUUUGUAGAGUUACCAUGUUUUCUCUGUGUCUACGGGUACUCUGGCUUCCUCCCACAGUCCAAAGACAUACAGAUUGAGGUUAGGUAGAUUGGAGACUCAAAAAGUAGGUGUUAAUGUGAGAGUGAAUGGUUGUUUGUCUCCGUGUGUUGCCCUGUGAUUGCUGGUGACCUUUCCAAGGUGCAGACCGGCUCUCGCCUAAUGUCAGCCGGGAUUGGCUCCAGCUCCCCAAUGAUGGCUCCAAGAAUAAGCAGUAUAUAUGUUGGAUGGAUGGAUCAUAUUGUACGACCAUAGACUGUAAAUAUACAAAACCUAGUAGAAUGAGAGCAGCAGGCAGUUUGUUACCAAGAGCAGGUGACCAUGGAUUUCUAUUAUGACCAAAAGUGGAUAAAAGUGAUGGACCGUAUUACAGUAAGUCUGAGCUUGAGCUAUUGGAGGCUGAUAGUUACAGCAUUUUGUUUUACAUUAGGAUUUGAUUGUGUCUUGUGCGAUGGCUUCCUGUUUUCAUGAAUGGUUCUUCUAAAGCAGAGUCAGUCCAGACAUUUGAAAUGUCCAAUUUCAAGCUGCUGUGCAGGAAUUCGUUUUUGAAGUUUUUGUCUAUAAAAAAGAAAAACAAAUAAAAAUAGGAGUGAGACAAUCAAAUUCAUGUGUAAUCAAUUUGAAUUCAAGACCAAUUGUUCUGUCAGGACCAUGACUUUUCUUUGGCUUAAAUGAAGUAAGAAUACAUUGGUAUGAUCUGCACCUGUCUGUGGAGUCCAUGAGAUUGAAGUCCUGCAGUAAAACUACGGUAUCUCAAACGAAA
Molecule: messenger RNA, 2294 nt
Organism: Limanda limanda (common dab)
Lineage: Eukaryota; Metazoa; Chordata; Actinopteri; Pleuronectiformes; Pleuronectidae
Exons: 12
Coding region: 69-1202 (377 amino acids)
Biological process (GO): DNA integration
Molecular function (GO): sequence-specific DNA binding
Source: RefSeq, a predicted model, not a curated record